Molecule: messenger RNA, 1438 nt
Organism: Striga asiatica
Lineage: Eukaryota; Viridiplantae; Streptophyta; Magnoliopsida; Lamiales; Orobanchaceae
Source: the annotation of a GenBank genome assembly
AUGGGUCCAGGCCGAAUUGAUGUGAGGCUCGCCGUCGUUGCGAGCGGCGACGGAUGUAGGAAGGAGACAAGGGUCAAAUUGAUGUUUGUCCCACCGGAAGGGUUUUUGAUUUUGCGGUUCUCGGUUAUAAAAUCCCACCCCUCUGCUCCCCGCACGCUCUACACAUGUGAAUCCCUCGUACCCAUCCACACCAGAUUUUCUACUUCCACACCGAUCAAUUCACUCGCCUUCCAUCAGUCCAUCGGGAACGCUUACUCCGGCAGCAGAAUGGCUACUCCUGUUUCGACCAGCGGCGGUAGUGGCUCUCCGAGGACUGCUGCGCACGACAACGAUGCCGGUGAAUCCGCACGCCGCAGUCGAAUUCUAUCGAGCAAGCUCUACUUCGACGUGCCUACUUACAAGGUUCCUCUAAUUUAUUCAUCUUCAUACGAUAUCGCUUUUCUGGGGAUUGAAAAGCUGCACCCUUUUGAUUCUUCUAAAUGGGGUCGCAUUUGCCGAUUUCUCAUUGCUGAGGGUCUUCUGGACAAAAAGUACAUAAUUGAACCUCUGGAGGCUAAAAAGGAAGAUCUUCUAGUGGUGCAUUCAGAGACAUACCUGGCCAGUUUAAAAGGCAGCUUUAAUGUGGCCACAAUAGUUGAGGUCCCUCCAGUUGCUUUAGUGCCGAACUGUCUUGUGGAUAAACAUGUUCUCUACCCAUUCCGCAAGCAAGUUGGGGGCUCGAUUUUGGCUGCCAAACUAGCAAAGGAACGAGGAUGGGCUAUCAAUAUUGGUGGUGGAUUUCAUCAUUGCUCAGCAGAAAAAGGAGGAGGCUUUUGUGUUUACGCGGACAUAUCUCUCUGCAUUUACUUUGCCUUUAGCCGUUUGAAUAUUUCAAGGGUGAUGAUAAUUGAUCUUGACGCGCACCAAGGGAACGGACAUGAAAAGGAUUUCUCUGAUGACAGAAGAGUCUACAUUCUUGACAUGUAUAAUCCAGAUAUAUAUCCUUUUGAUUAUGAGGCUAGGAGAUAUAUCAAUCAGAAAGUUGAAGUAGCAAGUGGAACGACCACCAGUGAAUAUCUAUCCAGACUUGAGGGUGCACUCAAGGUUGCUGCUGAUGCAUUUUACCCUGAAUUGAUCAUUUACAAUGCUGGAACUGACAUUUUAGAUGGAGAUCCUCUGGGUAGGUUGAAGAUAAGCUCUGAUGGGAUUGCCAAAAGAGACGAGAAAGUUUUCGUAUUUGCUCGUGAGAGGGAAAUUCCGCUUGUCAUGCUCACAUCAGGUGGUUACAUGAAAUCUAGCGCUAAAGUGAUAGCCGACUCAAUCGUGAAUUUGUCCAAGAAAUCUUUAAUUACUUUGGAAAGCAUACAGAAAUAACAAACGGACAUCCUUUUCUGUCUCCUUUUGGAGAACUUGAAGCUAGGUUAUUACUUGGAGUUGGGAGAGAGAGAGAGAGAGAGAG